Penicillium longicatenatum is the source of this 306-nucleotide messenger RNA. RefSeq lists its product as uncharacterized. The transcript has a single exon. The record is from RefSeq and is a predicted model, not a curated record. NCBI's taxonomy places the organism in Eukaryota, Fungi, Ascomycota, Eurotiomycetes, Eurotiales, Aspergillaceae. The coding region runs from base 1 to 306 and encodes 101 amino acids.
AUGUCGGUCAAGGUGCUCGGCGUUAAGCAAGCGGGAGAGAGAAUGCAGGGCUUCGAGCCGCCGGUGAGAGAUAGGGCGAGGGAGAAUGGUGUUUGCGUUGGAGGGGCACCUGAGGCGACCAGGAUCGAACAAUGGUUUUUUAAUCAACGAGGCACCCAAGAACCCGAUAUCAUCCAAGAAUGUGGCGACCCAGUAGUCCGGAACGGUCAGGUGAUGGCGAUUGCGACAGCUGACAGCGCAGCAGGCUGGGCUGACUUGGCGUCCUGGGGGAGGGGAAAGUCGUUCGAAGAUGGUGCAGGAGGCUAG